AUGGCAGUUUCAGACUUUGUAACAGAUUACAGAGGUCUUAACCGAGUCACUGUGAAGAACAGGUACCCACUCCCGAUGAUUGAUGAGUUGUUGGAUCAGUUGAGGGGUGCUACUUGGAAGCGUUAUGUGCACUUUGAGUUUGUGGUGAUGCCUUUUGGUUUGACUAACGCGCCAGCAGCCUUCAUGAGAUUGAUGGAAGACGUGUUCAAGGAGUAUUUGGACAUGUUCUUCAUUGUCUUUAUCGAUGACAUCUUGGUAUAUUCGAGGAGUCCUAAGGAGCAUGCGACUCACUUGAGGUUGGUUCUGGAGAAGCUUCGGGAGCAAAAGUUGUUUGCUAAGUUGAGUAAGUGCAGUUUCUGGCAGAGGCAGAUGGGUUUUCUGGGUCAUAUUGUUUCUGCAGAGGGAGUCUGUGGAUCCGGUGAAGAUUGA
Molecule: messenger RNA, 429 nt
Organism: Microthlaspi erraticum
Lineage: Eukaryota; Viridiplantae; Streptophyta; Magnoliopsida; Brassicales; Brassicaceae
Source: the annotation of a GenBank genome assembly